Prunus avium (sweet cherry) is the source of this 1374-nucleotide messenger RNA. RefSeq lists its product as uncharacterized. The record is from RefSeq and is a predicted model, not a curated record. NCBI's taxonomy places the organism in Eukaryota, Viridiplantae, Streptophyta, Magnoliopsida, Rosales, Rosaceae.
UUCGGCCCCGCCCGGCCCCAUGCGCCUUAGAAAGCCCAGCCCAUUGAGGAGCCUUAACCUAUUCUAUUCCCUCAUCUAUAAAACGACGCCACAUCUCUAUCCCUACGCUUUUCGACUUGGCUUUCCUGCACGCUCUAGCCUUCCGCUUUCAUCUCAUGCUCGAUUUCCCCUGUUCAGUUCUUUCUUAGCCAAAUAGACAUCUCUAGACUAGUUCUGUCCAACUCUCAAACAGUUACAGCUUUCCUCUACUUCUCGGAUCGACGCAGAUCGAACCAAAUCACAUGGAAUUGGAUCGCUACCCAGCGAUGAAGCGGAUUCUAGAGGAGUAUAGUGAGAUUGAAUCCAAACCCUCCGACGAUCGAGUCGGAUCGACGCAGAUCGAACCAAAUCAAAGGGAAUUGGAUCGCUACCCAGCGAUGAAGCGGCUUCGUAAGAUUAAAUCCAAACCCUCCGAUCAAGUCGGAUUUACUCGGCCCUCCCGAUUGACUCGGAUUCUAGAGGAGUAUAGAGAGAUUGAAUCCAAUCCCUCCGACGAUUUCAAGUGUGGCAUGCUCGAGCGGAACCCAUAUAAAUGGCAAUUUGGAUUCCGAGGCAUUUUUGGAACAGAAUUCGAGGGUGGGGUUUAUCAUGGGUGGAUCCAGUUUCCGGAGGAGUAUCCAUUGAAGCCUCCUUCAUUCACGUUUUUGACGGAAAAUGGUCGCUUCAAACCCUACAACAAGAUCAGGAUAAGGCGACUGAAUGAUUGGCAGCCAUCAUGGGGGGUGCGAGACGCUUUAGAUGCACUUAUGGAUGAAAUGCCCACCUACCCAGAUGGUGAAUUGGGUUCAGUAGAAUACAAUAAGGAAGAAAGGCGUGUUCUGGCCAUCAAAUCUCGUGCAGCACCUCCAAAAUAUGGCAGUUCUGAACGGCAGAAGUUAAUUGCUGAGAUUCAUAAAUAUCUGCUAAGCAAGUCACCACCUGUUCCUGUUCCUCAACUGAGCCCCUCACAGGUCUCCAACGGCACAGGCGGCAGCUUUGUCGUCAACGGUGGCUAUGUCGUCAGUGGGAAUACAUUUCAUGCUACCAACUCCAACGGGGUAGGAAUUUUGGAUUCUAUGAACGCCUUCUCCGACGACUCCGACGAAGGCCACAAGCUUUUACCUUCUUGGCUAAAACUUUUUAGGUGGAGAAAGCAAAACUAGACGUCUGUGAACAGGACCAAGAGUGAUGAACUGAGGUGAUAAAGUCUGUAGCGUAGCUUCUGUCCUGUAGCUGUAGUAGUAAAUUGAAAUUGAAAAUGUGCAUUCUAGUUUAAUGAAUAUUCUUGUCUCUUGCUGCUAAAACUUCUCUGCUUCUAGUUAAUGAAUACCCAAGGCCUUAUUAUGAUGGAUCCAA